UCAAGCAGUUCACUUUGUAAAAAUCAAUCACAAAUGUGGAGUAAAAGUGGAUUAACUGUAGCAGUCUUGGUGACUUUGGCUGUCCACCAAAUUGCUGCAUCUCCUGCCCGGGUGAAGCGCAAUGAUGAUCUCAACGAUCACCUGGAUCCCAUCAAUCAAGUGGAAGACAGUGGGCAUGGUUUGGAGCGGGAAAAGAGAAAAUUACCCGAUGCGGUUUUUGGCACGAAGAACGCUCUACUUGGAUUAGUUUUUAGCAAAAUUGAUUCGCUAAUCGAUUCGAAAACGCGCUUUAUCGAUGUACUGGAUCAAACCAACAUUGCCAAGAACAAACAAUAUGGAAUUGAGAGUCCGCCACAGAUUAACAGUCUGCAGAGCCUGAUCUCUGCCGUCAUUACGCCCAAGAUUCAGGCCAUUACAAGCAAACUCGGUGGACUCAGUGGAUCCUUCCUCGGUGGUGCUGGUGGUGGAUUUGCAACGACAGGCGGUGAGACGGCGACGGAUGCUUCAGGUGGUGGUGGUGGAUCUGGCUUUGGUGGCAUUCUCACAUCCCUGCUGCGCUUCUCUGGACCCCUUCUAUCCUCCUCAUCAGGUGGCACUCAGUCAUCGGAUGACGAUCUCGGCGAAGAUCAGGACGACGAACGCAAGUAGAAAAUUUUCAUCCACCCCCAUCAACAGCGGAUGUCGUCUUGGAGCAUCAUCACCAUCAAAAUUCAUGUACAACAGAAUUUCACCAUCAUCAUUUAUCCAAGCAUUUACAAGGGAUAUAUAAGGAAAUAAAAAACAAACAACCCAGAAGGAAGAAGGGAAUCUGUGACCGAGAAGUUGACAUUCACAGUGAAGAGAAAUUACGAAAUGAGGCUGUGAAGCUUUUUUGAUAUUUGUUUUUGUUACCAUCCCAGACACAUUGUGUGUCAUUAGAUGAAAUCGGCGCUAAAGAAAUUGACCUCCCCGUAAAAAAAAUGUCGCAAGAAAAUUAACCUUCCAAGUCCAGCGAAGAGCUACCAGCCACAAGGGAUAGUAUUAAUUUGCCAUUAUAGAUGUUUACAAAGCAGCAACAAAAAUUUUUUAUACUCUGCAACGCAUUGAGCAGGUGAAGACAUCCACCCCCUCCUGCACCAAUUUCACCUGCAACUGCCAUUUACCAGAGCCACAAAAUACCAUCAUUUAGUCCCCUCCCCCACUAUUAUUAUACCUUCCCCAACAUAAAUCAUGGAAUGUAGAAUGUCUUUGUAAAUAUGUCUUUUUUCAAAAUACUCUUUCAUAUCUAUCGAGUGGAAAAGAAUGUGUAUUAAAUGUAUAGAGAAGUAAAAAAAGAAACAACAACUUUACUUAAUCUGGAGUUUUAAUGCACCGCCAUCGACCACCGAAAGAUUUUGUUGUAUAUCUUUAUUUGUGGUUCAACCAGAUGGAACGUGACAAGGUCGCGCCGUCUCACAGAAAAGUGACCAAAUCCAACUGAGAAAUUACCUCAUGGCUGUGAAGACUUGCCCAUUUGCUGUGUAUGAGUGGUGAGGAGUUGUUGGCUUAAAGUGGCGAAAUUUAUCCAUCUGAAACCCUGCCAAAUACCUCAGCUCAAGCGAUCCAUCCCGUGGGCUGAAAGAAAAGUCUCUUCUUGCAAAAGGGAUUGUCAUUCGGCGUGGAAAAAGCCCAAGGAAAUCAACGAAGAAUU
Molecule: messenger RNA, 1669 nt
Organism: Lutzomyia longipalpis
Lineage: Eukaryota; Metazoa; Arthropoda; Insecta; Diptera; Psychodidae
Exons: 4
Coding region: 34-648 (204 amino acids)
Source: RefSeq, a predicted model, not a curated record